AUGCUCCCCGAUCGCCAUCAGAUUAGUCCCGUCCCAGAUUCUCCACCUUUUCAAAUACUGCUGACUAAUGGGUCGCAAGAUCCGUCCGACACAGUCAUGGCAGCGACGAUGACGGGAUUUGCAGAGAAGAAGAGAAAGAAUCCGUUUAUUGAAUUUACGAGAUUCCAAAAGAAUAUGAAAGUAGAGAGUCAAGAGACACGGAUUGGAUUUGAUCCUGUGAACUUUAUGUUUGCAAUAAAUGUGGAAUGGACGAUGAUGUAA
Messenger RNA from Paraglomus brasilianum, 261 nucleotides. The record is from the annotation of a GenBank genome assembly. NCBI's taxonomy places the organism in Eukaryota, Fungi, Glomeromycota, Glomeromycetes, Paraglomerales, Paraglomeraceae.